Messenger RNA from Anopheles darlingi, 987 nucleotides. Its product is annotated as protein lethal(2)essential for life-like. Bases 162 to 809 code for a protein of 215 amino acids. Gene Ontology annotation, molecular function: protein folding chaperone. Lineage: Eukaryota; Metazoa; Arthropoda; Insecta; Diptera; Culicidae. The record is from RefSeq and is a predicted model, not a curated record. The transcript is spliced from 3 exons. Gene Ontology annotation, biological process: response to heat; protein refolding.
UUCGGGUGCUAAGUGACCACGGUAGGCGCGUAUAAAUAACUGAUCGGUACAACGGGAACGGCCCCAGUUGAUCAGUGCCAUCGAAUCGUGAGUGAGUGUAGUGUAGGUUUCGCUGUAGAAGCCUCUUAUUUUCUCUUAUCAAAACCAGUUGUGUCGACGCCAUGUCUAGUGUGCCGAUGUACGUGCGUGAUUGGUGGGACGAUGAUCUGUUCGACAGUCCUCGCAGAGCAUCGCGAUUGAUGGAUCACCACUUUUCCACCGGAUUGUUCUCGGAGGACAUGCAAAGGAUUGCCUCGAACUUUCAUUCGUCAAACUUUCUGCGCUCAUCCCGGCUGGGUGGCAGCUUUCGACGCCCCUCUACGCUAUCGGGCAGCGAGUUCGUGGCACCGAAACAGUUCAGCACGCUGUGCGCAGCCAACCAGCGGCUGCAGAUCACGCUGGACGUGCAACAAUUCGCACCGCAUGAGAUCACCGUUAAAACCGUCAACGGUUCGAUCGUGGUCGAGGGUCAACACGGUGAGAAGCAGGAUGAGCAUGGGUACAUUUCGCGGCACUUUGUCCGUCGCUACAUACUACCGGAUGACCACGAUCCGAAGGACGUCUAUUCGAGCCUCUCGAUGGACGGUAUGCUGACGAUUGUUUCGCCUAGAAAUCCUCCUCCACCACCACCGCCACCUCCUGCGGUACAAAAAUCUCAAGAAGUCAUUUACGAACGAACGAUCCCGGUACAACGCAUCGAAGAACGGACCAUGGAGAGUGUAAGAACGACAUCGGAAAGUGUUAGCAGUGAAAGCAACGGAAAGCAAUGAUAAGCGGCAAGUACCGUUCCAGGUGCCAUGUGACACAGUUAUCGUUCGAUUGCCUUAGGCGUGCGUUUCUAAUGUUCCCUGCAUAAAACGUAUUUGGCCAGAAUUAAAGUGUGUAGCGCAAUAACGACAGCAAGGUGCUAAUUGUGCAAAUUGCAUCCAUGUGCCAACACCAAACAUU